Molecule: messenger RNA, 3256 nt
Organism: Solanum dulcamara
Lineage: Eukaryota; Viridiplantae; Streptophyta; Magnoliopsida; Solanales; Solanaceae
Product: bidirectional sugar transporter SWEET1-like
Exons: 6
Coding region: 2254-3000 (248 amino acids)
Biological process (GO): carbohydrate transport
Cellular component (GO): membrane
Molecular function (GO): sugar transmembrane transporter activity
Source: RefSeq, a predicted model, not a curated record
AGUUAUAAUAUAACUGUUUCCUCCUUCUGUAAAAGUACUCAUCCACUCCCUAGGCCUUCCUAAAUUAAUUACUAUAAAACUGAGGUGACAAAAGAGUCAAAAGUAAAAGAGAGGAUAGUGGUCGGAAAGAGAGAAUGUAAUCCUUUCCUUUCAUUAACUGAAAAAUAAAAGAAAAUUAUUGGUAAUUUUUGAUAUAGGUUCCAUUAGUGGGCAUCUUUUUUAUUCUUAGUACAUCUUAAUGUGGAUUCCUUUUGUUGAGAAUAAGUAUCACCCUCCAAUAAAUCUCUUUUCUUUGUAUUUUUUUACAUGUUCUCUGAAUCCAAAGAUGCUGAAGAAGCAAAGAAAAGGGGAUACUUUAAGAUCUAUUAAACAAGUAUGUUUAAAGGUCAAUCUCUUGUUUCACCUAAUUAGGAAAAAUGUUAGUGAUCAUAAAUUUGUAGUUAUUUAAAUAAGAAAAUUGGGUUGCAACUCACGGGCGUAUGAAAACUUUUUGUCAAUCUCAUGGCAUAUGAGAAUAUUUUAUAACAAAAUAUCAUAAGUAUCUUGAAAAAUAGUUUUUCGAUGAUGACAAAAGUUAUAUAUCUCAUUAUUCUAUGAUUCUUUUAAAAUUCGAGAUUAACUAUUCACCCAGUUGUAGCACCCAAGGGUGUGUUCUAGUGGUCAAUGGAGUGGGUUGAGUACCAUGAGGUCUCAGGUUAAAUUCCAAGUAGAGACAAAACACUAGAUGAAGAUUUCUUCCCAUAUGUUCUAGCCUUCGUUGACAGAGUACCUGUUUGGUGGGAAUGACAAGCAUCCUAUGGAAUUAGUCGAGGUGAGCGCAAUCUGGCCCGGACACCACGGUUAUAAAAAAAAAGUGUUCACCCAGUAGUAGAAAAAUACUAUCACUGUUAUGUUAUAAAUACUUUUUCAGUUAAUUCUCUGAUGAUUAUUGUUGUAAUACCUGAUGCACCUAUAUUUCACCCUUUACGAUCCUUUCUAUUCACGGGCAACAAAAUUUAAAAAUAACUUGAGUAAAUCUUGGGAGGACUGAGCCCCUGUUGAAGCAAACUAUCUUGGUCUUCAUUCCCUUGGCUCGACUUUCACUCAAAGUCUUAGUUGGACUCACCUACUUUGGAAUGACCUGUAAAAGUAAACAUAUAUAAAACUCAUGAUUAGAGCUUGAGUUGCUUGAGUUCAUGAUGGAUUAAGAAUAUGGAUGAAUUAUAUGUAGAUCACGAGUUAAGGCUUGACUCAUGAUGUAAGAUUCUGAGUAUUUUGAAUUUGCAAGCAAGAUUUGUGGAGUUUAUGACCCCCACCUUCUGUGCCUCCCAAGGUAGGGGUAAGUUCUACGUACACUCUACACUCCUUAGACCCCACUCGUGGGAUUACACUUGGUAUGCUGUUGUUGUUGUUGUUAUUGUUGAAUUUGUGGAGUUUAUGAAUCCUAACUGAUAUGGGUAUUAAGGAUUCUACAAGAGUUGGUUGAUAACUUGCUAAUGAUGAGUUUUGUUACAAAUUUACAGUCACAUAGGGUUUGAACCAAUAAACUGGUAUCAGGUAUAGUGAAUCCUAUGGUAUUACAUACUAGAUAAACUUUUUGAGUUUUAUCGGUUGUUAAUCCUUAGAUAUGUAUUGUCUCCAUAAUUUGAUGAAAGAGUUGAAAUUGAGUAAAUUGGAUGAGAUAAUAUGAGUGAUAACUUAACAUAUUGGACUAGCUUUCAUUAAAAUUGCAUUUUUGACAUAAUCAUAAGCUUAAGAAAAGGUUGAGAAUUUCAAGAAGAUAUGUUUUCGUGAGUUUAAUUGCAACUAAUAUUUUUUGACAAAGUAUGCUUUCUUAGAACUAAUGUUUGAGUAUAGAUGAAAUGAUUUUUGGUAUAUGUCAACCAUGUUUGACUAUAUGAAAUGAGAAUUGCGCAUAAAUGCUAUAUACUUUUUGCUGUUUUAAAAUAUGCUGGCUAGGCGUGUAUUUCAACAAAUUAAGAGUAAGAUUUAAUAUCAAGCUAGUAUAUGCUUUGCUUAACUGGAUAGUAUGGAUUAAUUAAUACUUUGAGUGAAAAACGUGGUGGGAAUAUAUGUGUAAAGAACCAAAUUCCUGUACUAUUACUAGUUUACUACUGCUCAAUGAACAAACAAAAGCCAGUUAUUCUUUCAACAGCAAAAGGACCCUUUUUAGCUCUAUAUUAGACAUACUCAAAAAAAUUUGCUGGCCUGCAGCAUAUGCUAACCUUCUCGGGGACAUUUCCAGUUUUCUAGCUUGAAAAAAGCAUUUCUUCCAUGGGAGACAUUAAAGUUCUCCGUACUGCUUUUGGAAUUUUAGGAAAUGUUUUUGGUGUAUUACUCUUCAUGGCGCCCAUGAUUACAUUCAAAAGGAUUAUUAGGAAGAGAUCAACAGAACAGUUUUCUAGCAUUCCUUAUAUAAUAGCUCUGCUCAAUUGCUUGCUCUCAGUUUGGUACAGUUUGCCUUUUGUGUCACCAGACAACCUGCUGGUAACUAUCGUCAAUUCCAUAGGCACUGGUCUGGAGGCAACCUAUGUGUUGAUUUUCCUCAUAUUUGCCCACAAGAAUGAGAAGGCCAAACUCUGCGGAUACCUCUUUUUGGUCCUUUCCAUCUUCUCAUGCCUGGCCUUGAUUUCUCUGUUGGCAUUUCAUGGCAAUAAAAGGAAGCUCCUUUGUGGCUUUGCUUUUACUGUUUCUUGUAUUAUGAUGUAUGGUUCUCCUCUCUCUGUAAUGAGGAUGGUAAUCAAAUCUAAAAGCGUGGAGUACAUGCCAUUCUUCUUGUCACUAUCUGUUUUCAUCUGCAGUACUUCAUGGUUUAUCUUCGCCCUGAUUGGAAAGGACCCUUUCAUUUUGGUACCAAAUGGCUUUGGAACUUUAUUAGGAGCAGUGCAGUUGCUUUUAUACGCAAUUUAUCGUGAUAACAGAGGGGAAGUCAAGAAAGAUGAAUUGAAUGAAUCAUCAGUAGUAGAGAUGAGAACUGGAGAACUCCAAGACAAGAAGCUAGCUAACACCGAAGACGCAUGAGAAUGGCAAUCCAUAACAUCAUUCAAAUGUAUGCGAAGUUUCUGAACUUUUAUACCUACUUAUAGAGUAUUAUCCUGUAGCUCCAUUUGGAUCAAAAGUUAUGGUUGCUUCUUUCAACUGCAGAGGAGCAUAUUCAAGCACUUACCUUUAUUUCUCUGUAUGCUUUAUAAAUGUAGUACAAUAUGGCCUUCUAAAGGCAAAUUUCUAUGUUCUGAUUCGUUGUAUCUUGCUAUAUUGAAUUCUAAAUCAGCGGGCA